Molecule: messenger RNA, 1344 nt
Organism: Serendipita indica DSM 11827
Lineage: Eukaryota; Fungi; Basidiomycota; Agaricomycetes; Sebacinales; Serendipitaceae
Source: the annotation of a GenBank genome assembly
AUGCCCACAGCCGUUCUUGCACCCCCGUCCAAGAUUCCAAGGACAGAUGCAGCCAGCCGGCCGUCCACGAGCCUCGCACGAACAGGACAAACCGCAACAUUCUCCACGGGCUUAGCACCUCAGAGAAGGGUCGAAGACUUUCCAAAGUUUGUUAAGGAUGUGGCCGGAACAAAAGUUCCCUUUGCAAUGCGCCAGGCUCUAUUCGCGACAAUGUACUCCACGUUCAAGGACCUCUACCAUCGAUUUCAUCAAGAGCACCCAAAUCAAGCAUUCGAUGACGCUGUAAUGCAAGAGGCAGAAGUGUACGCUAAAUCUAAUAAAACAAGCUACAAGAAUGCAAUGAUCUCGAGCAUUGCUUCUUUGAAAAAAAGGCCUGUCCCCGACAAGCUCCAGCAUCCAUCCGUUGGCAGCGAAGGAACGAGAGCACAACGUUCCAGCUCGACGGCAUCCCCACCAGAAGCCUACACCUUGACUCUGAGUGACGUUGAGCCUCUGCUCCUGACCACAGAGGUUAUGCGUCUCUACGGUAUCCCAAUGGAAAUACCCUCGGGACCAGGAGGGACUCGAUCCGAUGCCACUGGUGAAGAAGUCAAAUGUGAUCGCUGUGGGAACGGAGUCAUCCUCAAACCUGGACGGGAUUCCAUGGCUUGCCAAUUUCACUGGGGUAGAGUCGUUCGGUCUUCGACAGGAGGUGAAAUUAGUCGCACAUACGGCUGCUGCUCUGCGCCCUACCCUGGCUCUGCUGGGUGUCAGUUUGGACCUCACGUAUUCAUGGAAAAGGACCUUGACAGACUUCACGCAAGACAUGCCUUUACCAGCUCGUGUGCGGUUGAACGCCCUACACAGCUGGAUAUUGCGACGAUUGACUGUGAGGGUAUAUACACGACACAAGGAAUGAGCGUCGCCCGAGUCUCUGUAUGCGAUGGAAGCGGAAAGCUUGUGUUUGACGAGUUUGUGAGACCUGACGAUGGCGUGGAGGUGAUAGACUUUAAUACUAGAUUCUCCGGCGUGACCUCGCUCGAUUCAGCAAACCUCGAUUUGGUCGGUAUCCGACAAGCGCUUGAUGCCUUGAUCGGACCUCGGACGGUGAUCAUUGGGCAUGCCGUCGAAAACGACCUCAUGAUGCUUCGGAUGAUCCAUCCGCGCCUGGUAGAUACAAUUGUCCUGUUUCCUAGCAAUUUUGGGCUCCCUUUCAAACGUGCAUUGCGUGUUCUUGCACGCGAGUAUCUCGGCCGUUCGAUUCAGCAAGGAGGUGCAGAAGUCGGACAUUCUUCAGCAGAGGACGCAUUGGCCACGUUGGAUUUGGUGAAGCAUUAUGUAUUGGAUCAGCGGCGUCGCAAAUGA